Messenger RNA from Fulmarus glacialis (Northern fulmar), 387 nucleotides. Its product is annotated as histone H2B 5-like. Gene Ontology annotation, cellular component: nucleosome. The transcript has a single exon. NCBI's taxonomy places the organism in Eukaryota, Metazoa, Chordata, Aves, Procellariiformes, Procellariidae. Bases 7 to 387 code for a protein of 126 amino acids. The record is from RefSeq and is a predicted model, not a curated record. Gene Ontology annotation, molecular function: protein heterodimerization activity; structural constituent of chromatin; DNA binding.
CUCAGGAUGCCGGAGCCAGCAAAGUCCACCUCUGCCCCCAAAAAGGGCUCCAAGAAAGCCGUGACAAAGACCCAGAAGAAGGGCGAUAAGAAGCGACACAAGAGCAGGAAGGAAAGCUACUCCAUCUACGUCUACAAGGUGCUGAAGCAGGUCCACCCCGACACCGGCAUCUCCUCCAAGGCCAUGGGCAUCAUGAACUCCUUCGUUAACGACAUCUUUGAGCGCAUCGCUGGAGAAGCCUCUCGCCUGGCCCAUUACAACAAGCGCUCCACCAUCACCUCCCGGGAGAUUCAGACGGCCGUGCGCCUGCUGCUCCCGGGAGAGCUGGCCAAGCAUGCCGUCUCGGAGGGCACCAAGGCCGUCACCAAGUACACGAGCUCCAAGUAG